This is a messenger RNA of Pieris macdunnoughi, 300 nucleotides long. The record is from the annotation of a GenBank genome assembly. NCBI's taxonomy places the organism in Eukaryota, Metazoa, Arthropoda, Insecta, Lepidoptera, Pieridae.
AUGUUAGGAAAAUAUCUUACUUUCUUACUAACAUUGAUGCUUGUUUUUCAAGACUCGUAUUUACAUUUAGUUGGGGAUAAAGCGCAUUUGAGUGAGUUAAAGAAACUAUGUGAGCACGCCUACACCUGUUUCCACGACACUGUAAUCACCUGCGGGAAAUCAGUGAAUGAGGCGAGGACUUUUCUUGAUCUUUGCGAUUUAUAUGAGUAUUCUUGUGAAUACAACAUGGUUUUCAGACAUGUCAAAGAAGAGGAAGGGAUUUGCCCAAAUCCAAGAGAGUUGGGGCAAGGAGUUGGAUGA